This is a messenger RNA of Clonostachys solani, 813 nucleotides long. The record is from the annotation of a GenBank genome assembly. NCBI's taxonomy places the organism in Eukaryota, Fungi, Ascomycota, Sordariomycetes, Hypocreales, Bionectriaceae.
AUGCUUGACUUUGAAAACAAGAUCAUCGUUAUCACGGGAGCCGCAGGUGGCAUCGGUCAGGCAGUCGCUCUUGAGCUCGCCGCAGCCGGUGCCAUCAUCGUCAUGGCUGAUAUUCAAACCGGGACGCAGGAAGUCGUCGCCUCCCAAAUCAAGGCAAAUGGCGGCCAGGCUUUUUCGUACCACUGCGACGUUUCCAGUGAUGAGUCUGUAUCUAAGUUCGCAGCCUCUGUUCUGGACAUCAUCGGAGUUCCCGACAUCCUUUAUAACAACGCUGUCUUCUUUCGAACUGGUGGAAUUCUCAACAUUGAUCUCGACAUUCUCCGGCGCGAGUUUGACGUCAACGUCUUGGGGUAUAUACGAAUUGCACAAAGUUUCUUGCCCGCCAUGAUUGACCGGGGGUCCGGCUGGAUCGCCAACACGGCGUCACCAAAUGCCUUUGUUCCACCACAACCUGUAGCCGAGGGCAUGCUGGGCUAUUGCAUUACAAAGGGAGCUGAGGCCGCUUUGACUCAAUGCAUGGCUAAGUCGCUCAUGUCCAAGGGUGUCGGGGUCAGUCUUGUAAUUCCUGAUGUUACCUAUACCGAUUCGGCCCUCAAUAUCUCCGGAAAUGCCUCGGACGAAUGGCAUGAGAAUUUCAAAAAAUUCUUCACGAAAAUCAGUCGCCCAGCAGGAGAUGUAGCAAAACUACUUGUUCAAGGCCUGAGAGAGGAAAAGUAUCUCAUUAGCGCACAUCCUAGGUUCGACAAAGUUCUCCGCGAAUGGGUGCAGCACGAUCUGGAUCCCCAUCGCGAUUAUCUUCGACGUCAGAAUUAA